GAUGCCUGCAACAAGUUCUGGAUAUUUUUCUUCAUGGGACUAUUUUUUAAUCAGUCUUAUAUUCGUGACCUUGGACCAAAGUCGCGCUGAGAAGCAACUCAAGUUUGUUCUUUUAGUAUAUCGCCAUGGUGACAGGAGUCCAAUGCACACAUACAUUAAUGAUCAGCACCAAGAGAGCUCCUGGCCGGAUGGUUUUGGGCAGCUAACCAAGAUUGGAAUACAGCAGCACUAUGAGCUUGGAAAGUAUCUAAGGAAGAGGUAUACUGGAUUUCUGAAUGAGUCAUACAGCAGACAUGAGGUCUAUAUCAGGAGCUCAAACAUUGAUCGAACCAUCAUGAGUGCCCAGGCAAAUCUUGCUGGUCUCUUCCCACCAGCAGGCGAACAGAUCUGGAACCCUAAUCUCCCAUGGCAGCCAAUACCUGUGCACACGGUAUCACCUUCAGAAGACAAGCUGCUUUUAAUGCCAUUAAGAAACUGCCCACGUUAUACAGAACUUAGUAAUGACACGCUCGUUUCCCCGGAAUUCCUUCGUCUUAUUGAACCUUAUGAGGAAUUUUUUAAAAAUGUAUCAAACGCCAGUGGAUUCUCCAUUGAAGAUCUGAAAGCUGGUGGAAUUUGGACAAUAUAUGAUGCACUGUUUUGUGAGACUAUCCAUAAUUAUACUUUGCCAGCAUGGGCAACUGCAGAGACAAUGGCCAAACUCAGGUACCUGUCAGAAAUAUCAUCAGCACGCAUCUUUGGAAUACACAAGCAGCUUGAGAAAUCAAGACUACAGGGAGGUGUCCUUUUGAAUACCAUUAUUAAAAAUAUCACAAGUAUUAUAUCAAAACCUACCAGCAAACGGAAGAUGAUUAUGUAUUCUGCGCAUGAUACAACAAUAGCUGCUUUACAGACUGCACUGAAUGUGUCCAAUGGGAAACUGCCACCAUACGUUUCAUGUCACAUUUUUGAGCUUUACAUUGAUGAAAUUGGACAAUACAGCAUUGAGAUGUACUAUCGAAAUGAUUCAACUGUGAAUCCAUACCCUCUUAUUCUGCCAGGGUGUGAUGCAUCAUGCCCUCUCCAAAAAUUUAUUGACUUGACAUCGCCAGUAAUUACUGAAGACUGGGUGAAAGAAUGUGGAAUUGUGGACAAAUCAUCAAAAACCGCUACUGGACUGAUCGUGGCCGUGAUCCUGCUAUUGAUAUUGGUUAUUAUUUUGCUGUUCCUCGUCUGUUGUUGUAGGAAACGCUAUAGUAGUCAUGCAGUGUAAUGACAGAACACCUUAAAAUUAUCUUAAUUUUAAGAUCACUGAAUAAAAUCCCAUAAGCCUCCUCCAACACUCACACUUCAUCGUACAAUAGGACGAGGAGGCAGAAAAUAAGGCAUGUAAUAAACACACAAAAAUGCCAACUUGGUUGAGGAGGCAAUUUUAUCAUAGCUGCUGGAGCUAAAUGUGUAAAUUUUGUCAGGAGUGAAUCAUGAAAAUUUUUGAAUGAAAUGGAAGUAAA
Messenger RNA from Pelobates fuscus (common spadefoot toad), 1490 nucleotides. It is a transcript of the gene ACP3, whose product is annotated as acid phosphatase 3. Lineage: Eukaryota; Metazoa; Chordata; Amphibia; Anura; Pelobatidae. Gene Ontology annotation, molecular function: acid phosphatase activity. The coding region runs from base 2 to 1252 and encodes 416 amino acids. Gene Ontology annotation, cellular component: lysosome. Gene Ontology annotation, biological process: lysosome organization; dephosphorylation. The transcript is spliced from 11 exons. The record is from RefSeq and is a predicted model, not a curated record.